GAACCACGGGGGAAACGGCUUAGAGCUCCGCCAAACGUUACAACCAAGAUAAAAAACCCAGCCCUUUUUUUUUUUUAUUAUGCACCAAGAGGUGGAGCACGUUGAGUCUAGUACACUUCACCAACUCCCACCAGUGCUACUGGUCUGUGCUUCAGCCGCUGUUAGGAAUGCGUUACCAAAGGAUGUAGGUCUUGCCGAGGUCUCGGGCUGUUUCGGGAUGUAUUGAUGGCUCAACAGUCCUAUCCUUCUUUGAUUCCGCACCAAAUUUCGCACGAAACACACAACAGUCUCCGGAAUUGGAAUGGAAAUGCCCCCCGGACGCUGUAUUCGGAGCCGACAAUAUGAACCAUGCCCUAGUUAAUAUUACAAGGAUUUCCUCGAUAGCUUGUGUAUAGACUUUCAAGGAAUUUGAAAUGUAUACAUUUGAUUCGGAUUUGGAGUAAAACGAAAAGCAAUUUAGCCGUGAAGAGCAAGGUGUUGCUGUGCCGACGUAAAAACAACAACAAAUCUAUUAAGCAAAAUCAAAGGAUUUUAGAUGGAGCUGGAGAAUAUUGUGGCCAAUACGGUAUUGUUAAAAGCAAGAGAAGGUGGAGGUGGGAAGCGGAAAGGGAGGAGUAAGAAAUGGAAGGAGAUCCUUCGCUUCCCCCACAUCAGCCAAUGCACUGAGCUGGGCAACAGCAUCGAUCGGGACUACAUAAGCCUGUGUGAGAAGCAGCCCAUCGGCAGACUGCUGUUCCGCCUGUACUGUGAGACCAGACCUGAAUUGCUACGAUGCAUCCACCUACUGGACGCCAUGGGCAGGUGGGCUAGUGGAGAGUCUUGCGUAAUGGGGAUUAAGGAGGGAGAGAAUGAUCAGGGAGUGAAGGAGUUUCACCGAUGCCCAGAUCAGCUGACCUACUCACCUCGAGACUAUCCCCCGGCCCUAGCAAUGCCCAGAUCAGCUGACCUACUCACCUCGAGACUAUCCUCCGGCCCUAGCAAUGCUGAACCACACUCAAUACUCUCACACUCGUGGCUGAUAUAUGAUUGAUUGAUUGUUGUACACCAAUGGCGAAGGGGCAUAAAGAUGGCGGUCCCCAUGUACUUACUACAAAUGCCUUGUUUGUUCAGAUCGCCGUGUUGUACAUUGCUCUCCGUUACUCUUUUUUGUAUGGGCAUUAGCUCAGUUUACAUGAUCCUGAUUCUAGCUCCAAGAUGGCGGUAAUUUGAAAAAAUGAACAAGUAGAUUGUGCUGAUUUACUGGCACAUUGAACCAUGUUGCACGCCGUAGGUUAGAAACUCUGAGUAGUGCUAAAACAAUUAUUUACUGGUGUUUUACCCAAUAAAUGACUGGGAGUUUAUUUAUAUAGA
Salvelinus namaycush (lake trout) is the source of this 1350-nucleotide messenger RNA. RefSeq names its product G protein-coupled receptor kinase 5-like. Bases 536 to 1030 code for a protein of 164 amino acids. Gene Ontology annotation, cellular component: cytoplasm. Gene Ontology annotation, molecular function: protein kinase activity. The transcript is spliced from 4 exons. The record is from RefSeq and is a predicted model, not a curated record. NCBI's taxonomy places the organism in Eukaryota, Metazoa, Chordata, Actinopteri, Salmoniformes, Salmonidae. Gene Ontology annotation, biological process: regulation of signal transduction; protein phosphorylation.